Molecule: messenger RNA, 3461 nt
Organism: Rhodamnia argentea
Lineage: Eukaryota; Viridiplantae; Streptophyta; Magnoliopsida; Myrtales; Myrtaceae
Product: probable inactive ATP-dependent zinc metalloprotease FTSHI 1, chloroplastic
Exons: 15
Coding region: 204-3056 (950 amino acids)
Biological process (GO): proteolysis
Cellular component (GO): chloroplast thylakoid
Molecular function (GO): ATP-dependent peptidase activity; metalloendopeptidase activity; ATP hydrolysis activity
Source: RefSeq, a predicted model, not a curated record
ACCCCGAGGAGUUCGCAAUGUCUUCUUUUUGAGCUUGAACAUCAUCAUCCCUGGCAAUUCGUUUCAGCUCGUUCAAACUCAUAAUGGGUUCCAACCCCUUUUGAUUAGAUUCGCGAAAUGCGCUCAAGUCACCACCUUUCGAGUGUAAUGCAGUAGAAAUCGUAGCCGAAUAGCCCUGCGAAUCGAAGUUCUUUCCCUAGAAUAUGAGCAGCAUUGACACUCUGCUAUCAUCAAGGGCUUUUUAUGCCAAACCGCAUGUGUACUCGAAGGGAUUGUGCCUCGCUCCGAUUAUCUCUAGGCGAGGACUCGAGCGCUCAAAUUCUGUUUUGCGAGGAAUUCGGUUACGGGUGGGAAUUACUCGAAGGUUCUUUAAAGUUUCAUGCGAAUCGAGUUCAGACUCCACUCCUCCAAAAGGGGAUGAUUUUGUGGCUAGGGUUUUGAAGGCGAACCCUAGUCAGGUUGAGCCCAAGCACUUGAUAGGUGACAAGUUCUACACUUUGAAGGAAAAGGAGAACUUGAGCAAAAAUGCUGAUGUGGGUAUGUUUGAGAUUUUGAGAAGGACACUGGACACAAGAGGUAAACUGAAGAGAGGGAGUGAUGAGGGUCGAAACGAGGCUAAGACGGCCGCAAAAGAGGAGUCGGUGUACUUGAAAGACAUACUGAGGGAGUACAAGGGGAAAUUGUACGUACCCGAGCAAGUCUUCGGCGAAGACUUGUCCGAGGAAGAGGAGUUCGAUCGGAAUUUGGAGGCAUUGCCCAAGAUGAGCUUGGAGGAUUUCGGGAAAGCCAUGGAAAGUGAUAAAGUCAAGUUGUUGACUUCGAAGGAGGUUGCUGGCAUUACGACGGCUAAUGGGUUUAGGGAUUUUAUUGUAGAGUUGAAAGAGAUCCCUGGGGAUAGGAGUUUGCAUAGAACUCGAUGGGCUAUGAAGCUGAAUCAGGCUGAAGCUCAAGCGCUUCUGGAGGAAUACAAUGGUCCGCAGUAUGAAAUAGAGAGGCAAACUAUGUCUUGGGUGGGAAAGUUACCAGAAUAUCCUCAUCCGGUGGCUUCUUCCAUAUCAAGCAGAAUGAUGGUUGAGUUUGGGAUGAUCACAGCUGUUAUGGCUGUUGCAGCAGUGUUAGUUGGGGGUUUUUUGGCUUCAGCAGUCUUUGCUGUUACCAGUUUCAUCUUUGUCACUACAGUAUAUAUUGUGUGGCCAAUAGCCAGACCAUUUCUCAAGCUCUUUCUCAGUCUUAUCUUUAGCAUUUUUGAGAGAGUUUGGGACAAUGUUGUUGAUCUAUUCAGUGAUGGUGGGAUCUUCUCCAAAUUUUACGAGUUUUACACAUUUGGCGGUGUCUCAGCUAGCCUUGAAAUGCUAAAACCGAUAAGCGCUGUUCUAUUGACUAUGGUCCUUCUUGUCCGUUUCACUCUGUCUAGAAGACCUAAGAACUUCAGGAAAUGGGAUCUAUGGCAAGGAAUUGAUUUUUCAAGAUCCAAAGCAGAAGCUCGUGUUGAUGGUUCAACAGGGGUAAAGUUCAGUGAUGUGGCAGGGAUAGAUGAGGCUGUGGAGGAACUUCAAGAGUUGGUUAGGUACUUGAAGAAUCCAGAACUGUUUGAUAAAAUGGGAAUCAAGCCUCCCCAUGGUGUCCUUUUGGAGGGACCUCCUGGGUGUGGAAAGACACUGGUUGCCAAAGCCAUAGCUGGUGAAGCUGGCGUUCCAUUUUAUCAAAUGGCUGGGUCUGAAUUUGUUGAAGUAUUAGUAGGUGUCGGUUCUGCUCGUAUCAGGGAUCUAUUCAAGAGAGCAAAGGUGAAUAGGCCUUCAGUUAUAUUCAUAGACGAAAUUGAUGCCCUGGCAACCAGGCGUCAAGGAAUCUUCAAGGAGUCCAAAGAUCACCUGUAUAAUGCCGGAACUCAAGAAAGGGAAACUACAUUGAAUCAGCUUCUUAUAGAGCUUGAUGGGUUUGAUACUGGAAAAGGUGUGAUAUUUCUGGCAGCUACCAACCGUAGGGACCUAUUAGAUCCUGCACUCCUUCGUCCUGGUCGUUUUGAUCGGAAGAUUAAGAUACGGCCCCCUAAUGCAAAAGGGAGACACGAUAUUCUAAAAAUUCAUGCAAGCAAAGUAAAGAUGUCAGAGACCGUUGAUUUAUCGUCAUAUGCACAGAAUUUGCCAGGAUGGAGCGGGGCACGAUUGGCUCAGCUUGUGCAAGAGGCUGCUUUAGUGGCAGUUAGGAAAGGACAUGGAUCAAUUCUUCGACCAGAUAUGGACGAUGCAGUUGAUAGACUCACUGUGGGGCCAAGACGUGUUGGGAUAGAGUUAGGUCAUCAAGGACAAUGUAGGAGAGCUACCACUGAAGUAGGAGUUGCAAUGAUUUCUCAUCUUCUGAAGAGAUACGAGAAUGCUGAUGUCGAGUGCUGUGAUCGGAUUUCAAUCAUCCCUCGUGGAGAGACAUUAUCUCAAGUUGUCUUUCAUCGACUUGAUGAUGAGAAAUAUAUGUUUGAGCGCCGGCCACAAUUGCUUCAUCGCCUUCAGGUUUUGCUUGGAGGACGUGCAGCCGAAGAGGUUAUUUAUGGACGGGAUACAUCUAGAGCAUCUGUUGGGUAUCUUGCAGAUGCUUCUUGGCUUGCUCGCAAACUUUUGACUAUAUGGAAUUUGGAGAAUCCAAUGGUCAUCCAUGGUGAGCCACCUCCUUGGAGAAAGGAAGUCAAAUUCGUUGGACCGAGGCUGGACUUUGAAGGAUCGCUCUAUGACGACUACAGUUUGAUUGAACCGCCAAUAAAUUUCAACUUGGACGAUCAGGUCGCUCAUAGGACUGAAGAGCUCAUACGUGACAUGUAUGGAAGGACCGUUUCUCUACUCAGGAGGCACCAUGCGGCCCUGCUCAAAGCUGUGAAGGUUCUCCUCAACCAGGAAGAAAUCAGUGGAGAGGAAAUUGACUUCAUUCUGAAUAAAUAUCCUCCACAAACACCUGUGAGCCUCCUUUUGGAGGAGGAAAAUCCGGGAAGUCUUCCGUUCUUCAACCAAGAAACAAGUGACCUUGAGCACGCCCUUGUAUCUCAGUCAAAAGAACAAAGCCUGUGAAACAGUAUGUGGCCUGGCUCAACACGGUAAAUCCCUUGAUGGGUGUGAGAGAGGACUCUCCUGCGAGUGAUUUCCUCGUCUCAUGUGGAAAGGUUGCAUUCAGAAAUAGCGUAAAAUGACAAGAGCAUGGCGAUUUUCACGGCGCUUAGUGUGUUUGCUUCAGCUCAGUCCAUGAAAAGAGAAGAAUGUGUAAACCGUCGGCCACUUCUGAGCAGUAGUCAGAAGUAGGACAGGUUCUCUGGCGCUUCAGAUUCUUGUAGCUGUUAAGAGUGUACUUAUAAGUAUUAUAAGGGAAGGACAGCAGUUGAUUAAUUGAAAUGAUACCAUAAGUGAAAGACAAGCCACUUGUUUUAUUGUUGUAAAUUAUUUACAGAGAAUUGUUCAUCAGAAGAUAUGUUUUGGUCA